Molecule: messenger RNA, 2700 nt
Organism: Onychomys torridus (southern grasshopper mouse)
Lineage: Eukaryota; Metazoa; Chordata; Mammalia; Rodentia; Cricetidae
Gene: Entpd1
Product: ectonucleoside triphosphate diphosphohydrolase 1
Exons: 10
Coding region: 109-1647 (512 amino acids)
Biological process (GO): nucleoside diphosphate catabolic process
Cellular component (GO): plasma membrane
Molecular function (GO): UDP phosphatase activity; GDP phosphatase activity
Source: RefSeq, a predicted model, not a curated record
UCCGUGAGUACCUCUCUCACAGAAAGCCACCACAGCAGGCAGAGGCAGCAAAACCAAAAACACCCAAGACAAACGAGGAAAGAGGAAGAAAACAAAAAGCUGCCCCUUAUGGAAGAUAUAAAGGAUUCUAAGGUGAAGAGAUUUUGCUCCAAAAAUAUCCUGAUCAUCCUUGGUUUCUCCUCUGUCUUGGCCGUGAUAGCUUUGAUUGCUGUGGGGUUGACCCAGAACAAACCAUUGCCAGAAAAUGUUAAGUAUGGGAUUGUGCUGGACGCCGGGUCUUCGCACACCAACUUGUACAUCUACAGGUGGCCGGCAGAGAAGGAGAAUGAUACCGGCGUGGUGCACCAGCUACAAGAAUGUCAAGUGAAAGGUCCUGGAAUCUCAAAAUAUGCUCAGAAAACAAACGAAAUAGGCACAUACUUGGCCGAAUGCAUGAAAAUGUCCACUGAAUUGAUCCCAGCAUCUAAGCAGCGUGAGACACCUGUUUACCUGGGAGCCACAGCCGGCAUGCGCUUACUUAGAAUGGAAAGUGAGCAAUCAGCAGACAGGGUCCUGGCUGCAGUGUCAAGAAGCCUUAGCAGCUACCCCUUUGACUUCCAGGGUGCCAAGAUCAUCACUGGCCAGGAGGAAGGUGCUUAUGGGUGGAUUACUAUCAACUACCUGCUGGACAAAUUCAUUCAGAAACAGAGUUGGCGAAGCCUCAUCUCAAGAGACCAUCAAAAACAGGACACAUUUGGCGCUUUGGAUCUUGGAGGCGCCUCUACACAAAUCACCUUUGUGCCCCUCAACAGCACUAUAGAGGCCCCAGAAAACUCUCUGAGAUUCCGCCUCUAUGGUGAGGACUACACUGUGUACACACACAGCUUCCUGUGCUAUGGGAAGGAUCAGGCACUCUGGCAGAAACUAGCCAAGGACAUUCAGGUUUCAAGUCACGGGAUCCUCAGGGAUCCAUGCUUUCACCCGGGAUACCAGAAGGUAGUGAAUGUAAGUGAACUCUACGGCACGCCCUGCACCAAGAGAUUUGAAAAGAAGCUACCGUUUGAUCAGUUUCAAAUCCAGGGCACUGGAGACUACAAACAGUGCCAACAGAGCAUCCUCCAGCUCUUCAACGACAGCUACUGCCCUUACUCCCAGUGUGCCUUCAAUGGUGUCUUCUUACCACCUCUCCAUGGGAGUUUUGGGGCAUUUUCAGCUUUCUACUUUGUGAUGGAUUUUUUUAAGAAGAUGGACAAAGACAGUGUCUCCUCUCAGGAAAAGAUGACUGAGAUCUUAAAAAAAUUUUGCUCAAAGCCUUGGGAGGAGGUAAAAACAUCUCAUCCUACAGUAAAGGAGAAGUACCUGAAUGAAUACUGCUUCUCAGGUGCUUACAUCCUCGCCCUCCUUCUGCAAGGCUAUAACUUCACAGGCAGUUCCUGGGACCAGAUUCAAUUUAUGGGCAAGAUCGAUGACAGCAACGCUGGGUGGACUUUGGGCUACAUGCUGAACUUGACCAACAUGAUCCCAGCUGAACAGCCGUUGUCUCCGCCUCUCCCUCACUCCACCUACAUCAGCCUCAUGGUUAUCUUCUCCCUGAUCUUGGUUGCUGUGGCCAUCACAGGCCUGUUCCUAUAUAGCAAGCCUUCAUAUUUCCGGAAAGAGACAGUAUAGCAGGAGCAGCUAAAAUUUGCUGUCUGGAGUGAGAAAGCAACUUGCCCAGGGAGUGUGUUCCUCCCUGCAGGGGAAUCUAGAGUCACCUUCUGGGCUUUCCAGGGACAGUCUAGACCAGCAUGAAGCUUCCGAGGCUUUUGCUGAAGCCUUUCCUUGGGGACACUCAACGCCCUUGGCCGCAAGAACUUCCUGGUGAUAUUCUCUUGUCUUUUCCAGCCACCUUCUUUCUCCUUUGUCCUCUGUGCUUCUGAUCAUGACUUUCGUGGUCUGUGCUUCAAAAAAGAACAAUAUCAACUUUGUCUCAAAGAACUAAGAGUCCUGAGUGCCACACUGCCCAAUUUGAGCUGGCUGAAAGAAGAAACUCAGAAACCAUCUGAGUCAUAGUUUGGGACUCCCCUUUCCUCCAUCUCCUAAGAAAGCCAUGCAGUGCCUUUGGAGAGAGGAGACACAAACCCAUUCUAAGCCUUUCCUUUGGAUAGGAGAAUUUUCUAAAGUAGAUAAAUAUGUGCUAAAGCCAAAGAGUUUUUGUGAAGGAGCCUAUGUGCUUGGGCAGCUAAUGUGAUUCAUCAUCUGCUAAAAAUAAGAAAGGAAACACAUUGUAUAUUCCUGCGUGAUGCCAAAACAUUUUCAAGUAGAACACACAGACCAGAGGUUUUUGAAAAGUGGAUGCACACAUGGGCAUUUAGGGGAUACUAUGUGACAGCAGUGUACGUGCUAGGAAGAAAACUACAGUCACCGCUCAGGACUGAGAAAAUAUACCCUCUAAUGCAUCUUCUAGAGUUUUGUGGUUUUUAUGUUAAAAUACACAGAACAUAAAUUUCUCCAUAUUUACAAUCAGCUCAAUGCAACUGAAUGGCAUUUAGUACAUUUACAAUGUUAUACAAUUAUCACUGUUUUGAAGGUUUUGUUUCUAAUUAUGUGUGUAUGUGUGGGUCUGUGCACACAAGGCCAGUGGACUUGGUGGCCAGAGGAUGGUGUCAAUCCCUUGGAGUUAGAAGCAACCAGUUGUGAGCUGUCCAGUGUGGGUGCUGGAAAUCGAACUGAGGUCCUCUG